Molecule: messenger RNA, 894 nt
Organism: Tuber aestivum (summer truffle)
Lineage: Eukaryota; Fungi; Ascomycota; Pezizomycetes; Pezizales; Tuberaceae
Source: the annotation of a GenBank genome assembly
AUGGAGUCCCAACCUGAAAUGCCGUUCGUCAACGCCAUAAUAACCACUUUCCCGGGUCUCCCGACCUACAACCUCCCCCUCCCUGCCUCCACUCCAGUCUCUUCCAUCCUCCCCCGUCUCCGUCCUCUCCUCCCCCAAGCUCUCCUACAUUCCCGUCUCCUCCUAACUCCAACCUCAUCUCACUACCACCCCCCCUCAGCCACCCUCUCCACUUUAACAACAUCAUCAUUCCUAACCCUCCGCCUGCACCCCCCCCUAUGCGGCGGAAAGGGAGGUUUCGGCUCUCAACUUCGCGCCGCGGGCGGCCGCAUGUCAAGUCGGAAAAAGCGCGGCCAGCAGGAAAACAACGACUCUUGUAGGAAUCUUGACGGACGUAGAAUGCGUACUGUCAAAGAGGCGAAGGCGCUAGCAGCGUAUUUGGAGAUCAGGCCCGAGAUGGAGAAGAAGGAGCGGGAGGCUAGGAAGGAGAGGUGGAGGAAGAUCGUCGAGGAGGCAGAGAGGGGAGGGAGGAAUGGCGGUGCAAAUGCGCCGAGGUUCGAUGAUUUGGAGUGGCUGGAGAGUACAGAGGAGGAGAGGGUUCGGACUAGGGAGGCGGUGGAGAAGGUUAUGAAGGGGUUGGAGAUGGGGGGAUUGGAUGAGGAGGGAGGAGGGGAAGGGGAAAGCUCCGGGAGUGGAAGUGACGCGGAGGUGGAUGACGGUUGCGUUGAUAAUGCUGUCGGUGAAGGGAGUAGCGCCGCUCCUCCUGCGAAGAAGGAAGCCAAGGAGAUGAGGUUCUCGGGCUGGGAUGAAGACGAUGAAUUCCUUAGCAGCGAUGAGGAGAUGGGUGACAUCGCCGAGGAAGACGAAGAGGAGGGACCAGUCGAAGGAAAAGGCAAAGGAAAACAGCCUGCUUGA